Aspergillus nidulans FGSC A4 is the source of this 2342-nucleotide messenger RNA. RefSeq names its product proteasome regulatory particle lid subunit RPN3. Bases 216 to 2141 code for a protein of 641 amino acids. The record is from RefSeq and is a predicted model, not a curated record. Gene Ontology annotation, molecular function: enzyme regulator activity. The transcript is spliced from 3 exons. Gene Ontology annotation, cellular component: proteasome regulatory particle, lid subcomplex; proteasome complex. NCBI's taxonomy places the organism in Eukaryota, Fungi, Ascomycota, Eurotiomycetes, Eurotiales, Aspergillaceae. Gene Ontology annotation, biological process: regulation of protein catabolic process.
CCACCUCAUCAACCACAAUCUUCCCACUCUGUCAGCCGUUAUCCUUUAUCGUUUUCCUGUCUACCUGCUCAUUGAUAUAACUGCAGAUUCUUGUGGUUGUCGAGGCUACGUUUUUUCAGCCUCCUUUGAGUCACUGCCUGCAAUCGCCCCUUUGCUUUCGGCACCGCGGUCUCGUCUCGCUCGCCUGGGCUUUGCAGCUACAAAGGCCUGAGAAAAUGCCAGCUGAGAGGCGCUCUUUGAGAUCCAACAACAAGUCAGAUACUUCUUCGCCCGCUAACGGUGAAAAGACUCGUUCUGGUUCGCAGAGUUCGAGCUCCAAUAAAGAUAAGCCGACUACUCGCACUGCUGCCAGCAAGGCCAAGUCCACGAAGGUCGCCUCUACGAAUACCGCUUCAGACUCCGGUAUGGGAGAACAACGGGACCAGCCGCAUACCAACGGCUCAGAUCCGACUAAGAAUGGCGUGAAUGGGUCUGAAGAUAUCGAGAUGGACGAGGAUACGGCAGGUGGGCCUACAUCCUCAUUCAACGCCAGCAAGGACCGGAAAGGUGACCAGAAAAUGACUGUUGUAGUGCCUCCCACCAAGGGUCCUAGGGUAACCGGCGAGAAAAGCCAGGAGCAGGAGGGCGACGUAUCGAUGGAAGGUGCCGAGGACGAGAAGCCUGGGUCAGAAAUUGAUCCCAAGGUGAAGGCCAUUCAAGACAUCAAGACGAACUUUAUUUUCCUCGAACGUGCGGUCACCCAUUUUGACCCCAGGUUUACGCUCCGCGUCUUGAGGUCGAUAUCUGCAAUGCGCAAACAAAUCACGUCAGAUGUGCUUGCAGAAGCCAUUGUUGCCGCUUACCCAACUUCAAGUGCGACUGCCUCUUUCUUGUUGGAUGCGAUUGAUCAGCCAGGUGCUUCUGAAAACGUCGGGUCAAGCUCGAAUAUGGAAGUAGAAAAUGACAAGACGAAGCCCUCUUCAAAAGAGGUUCUCCCCGAGAUUGACAUCUACUUGUCUAUCCUAGUCCAGAUCUAUCUGUACGAUCGGAAGGAAAUUCAGAAGGGCGCCAAAUUCUCGACCCGCUUGAUCGAAAGGCUUCGAGCGCUCAACCGCCGCACGUUGGACUCCCUUGCCGCACGUGUGUACUUCUAUUAUUCGCUUUUCUUCGAGCAGAUUGCUCCUCUUCCCCCGUCUCCUGCUGCGGCGAUUACCUCCAUUCGUCAGCCACUACUUGCAGCUCUUCGAACGGCCGUCCUACGAAAGGAUGUGGAUACUCAAGCUACCGUGAUGACCCUCCUCCUCCGUAAUUACCUUUCUACUUCUCAUAUCUCACAAGCGGACUUGCUGAUUUCGCACAACCAAUUCCCUCCGUCGGCGUCAAACAAUCAGAUUGCUCGCUACCUGUAUUACUUGGGCCGCAUCCGAGCUAUUCAGUUGCAGUAUACCGAGGCUCAUGGCCAUCUGAUCGGCGCUACCCGAAAGUCUCCUGCAAGCCACAGUGCGCGUGGGUUCUAUCAAGCUUCUCACAAGCUGCUUGUGGUCGUUGAGCUACUCAUGGGAGAUAUUCCUGACCGUGCGAUUUUCCGCCAGGCGGCUCUUGAGCGGGCUCUACAUCCCUAUUUCUUGCUGGUUCAAGCCGUGAGUGUCGGUGAUCUGGAUGGCUUCUUGAACAUUGUAAAUACGCACAGUUCAACAUUCCGAAAGGACGGCACGUACACUCUCAUCUUACGCCUACGACAGAACGUGAUUAAGACCGGGAUUCGCAUGAUGUCCCUUUCUUAUUCGCGCAUUUCCCUUAGGGAUAUCUGCCUUCGUCUGGGUCUGGAUAGUGAAGAGUCGGCCGAAUACAUUGUUGCGAAGGCAAUCCGCGACGGUGUCAUUGAAGCAAGCUUGGACCAUGAGCGAGGAUUCAUGAAGAGCAAGGAUGUUGGAGAUGUAUACGCUACCAGGGAGCCUGGCGAAGUUUUCCAUGAACGUAUUAGGGCAUGCUUGGGCCUACAUGACGAGAGCGUUAAGGCGAUGAGAUUUCCGAUGAACCAGCAUCGCCUCGAGCUGAAAAGCGCGCAGGAGGCGAGAGAACGUGAGAGAGAACUCGCCAAGGAGAUCCAAGAAGGCGACAUAGAUGAUGAAGAUGCUGGUGGGGACUUCGAUGCCAUCUAAGGCCUGGACCCCUGCGCAUCAUUCACGUAUGCGAAUUCUUCUGCCUCACAUGCUCUUUGUCGAAUUUCCGUUUACUUUGUCUCGAGGCGAUCGGGGUUUCUUUCCAGCUGUUGCUGGAGCAUAUUGCAAUUUCCCCCACUGCUUAGAUGCUACGUGAGAGCAAAGACAAGAGGAUUCGAUUUUACCCCAUAAUCACAGGAA